Molecule: messenger RNA, 663 nt
Organism: Plodia interpunctella (Indianmeal moth)
Lineage: Eukaryota; Metazoa; Arthropoda; Insecta; Lepidoptera; Pyralidae
Gene: Atox1
Product: Antioxidant 1 copper chaperone
Exons: 2
Coding region: 159-374 (71 amino acids)
Biological process (GO): copper ion transport
Cellular component (GO): cytosol
Molecular function (GO): copper chaperone activity; metal ion binding
Source: RefSeq, a predicted model, not a curated record
UGUCAAUGUCAAUUUGCUUGCUUACCAUAUUCCGAACUGAUGAUGUCUUGAUAAAGGAACUUGAUUUAGAUAAGAUUAAAUUACAGAUUUUCUCCAUUACCAGACAGCGGUUUUGCUAUAAUUUUAACUGGACAUUUAUAUAAAACAAUCUUAUAAUCAUGUCGACACAUGUUUUCAAUGUAGAAAUGACUUGUGAGGGUUGCAGUGGAGCAGUAGAAAGAGUUCUAAAUAGACUGAAAGGCCAGGGAGUGGAAAAUGUUUCAAUUAGUUUACCUGAACAAAAGGUUGUAGUCACAUCAUCUCUCAGCAGUGACCAGCUGUUAGAAGUCAUCAAGAAAACAGGGAAGAAAACAACCUAUGUGGGCACACAGUAAUUAAGGAGACUUAUACACAAAUGUGACAAUAGAAUAUACAAGUAACAUAAUGUUCACAAAGUAUAUUUUGUACAUUCAGAAUGUGCAUUUUCUGUACAAGAUUUUUAUAUUAUAUUUGUUUUGUGAUUUUACAUACAUUUUAGAUGUAUAUUUUUUUUAAGUAGUUCAUGUUUGCCUAUUGUCACAAUUUGUACUUGCUCUCAGUAAUAUGUUUUAUGAAGAGAUAUUGAUAUUAUAUAAAGUGGUUUCAUAGGUUUAUACAAUAUUUUUAAUAAAUAAUCAUACAUUA